Messenger RNA from Cyprinodon tularosa, 3074 nucleotides. Its product is annotated as nuclear GTPase SLIP-GC-like. Bases 162 to 2594 code for a protein of 810 amino acids. Lineage: Eukaryota; Metazoa; Chordata; Actinopteri; Cyprinodontiformes; Cyprinodontidae. The transcript is spliced from 23 exons. Gene Ontology annotation, molecular function: GTPase activity. The record is from RefSeq and is a predicted model, not a curated record.
UCUCCGCAAAUAAUCUGGUUUAUUCAGUUUGACUUUUGUUGGAAAACUUGUUGAAUCAUUGAUAGCCCGUGUGUUCUGGAAUUAUUUUAGAAGCUUGUUCUUGUUAUUUUCUCUCUGUCUUUUUUCUUUGAUUUCUUCUAAAACCGUUAUUUAUUUUGGCCAUGGAUGACUUUGUUUGCCAGAUAUUAAAAAAAUUGGGACUAGACGAGUGGAUAAGCAGAUUUAAAGAUCAAGGCAUUAACAAGAAAAAUAUUUACUGCCUUGAUGAUCGAGACAUUGAAAAUUUAAUCCCCAUAGUAGGACCGAGAGCACUUUUCAGAAAGGAACUAAAGCUGUUGCAGGCAAAGAAAAAUACAACUGUUCGCACUAAGACCCAACAAGCACAGAAAAACACACCUGAUCGGGCUGAGGUACGACCAUCUACAAGUGACAGAGGGAAAGGGAAGAGAAAGUUGGAUCAAGAGGAGUUGAAAACAGGGCAACCACCAGCAAAACAGCGGAUGAGUUUAUCAAAAUCCGUGCCAGCAGCAGAAUCAGUGUCCGAUGUUAAAAAUGCGAUGGAUAAUGUUCUUAGUGAACUACACAAACGAGAAAAGACAGAGCUGAAUGCUUUUGUAAGGAAAUUAAUCAAAGAUUUGGAGAUAAAGAAGAAAGAAAUGGUUGGGGUUUUUGGUAAAACAGGAGUCGGAAAGACCUCUUUGAUAAAUGCUGUCAUUAAUGAGAGGAAUCUUUUGCCCUGCGGAGAUGUCACUGCAUGUACCUCAGUCAUGAUUAAAGUGGAGGCUAACACCAGCAACGAAAACUAUGAGGCACAUAUUGAAUUUAUCACAACAGAGGAGUGGAAAGAUGAGGUGUGGUCAAUAAAACAGUGUCAAAGGGCCUCUACAGAUCAAAACAGAGAUGACGAUGAUUAUGAUGAUGAUGAUGAUUCUCAGGAUGUUGCUGCAAAGCUGUCAGCAGUCUAUGGAGACGAAUGGAAGCAGAAAUCUUCUUCACAACUAAUGGGAAGCAAAUACUUCAGAAAAAUACCAGAGUUCCAUCAAUCCACAAAGAAGAUACUGUCUUAUAAAACAGCAAAAGAAUUAUCUGCUAAAAUGAUAAAGUACACAAGAGCUGAUUCUAAUCAAUGUGGGGAUAACGGUAUCAAGAAGUGCUAUUGGCCACUUGUGAAGUGUGUGACUGUCAAAGUGCCAAACAACAGUUUUCUCCACAACAUCACUCUCGUGGACCUUCCUGGAAAUGGAGACCGUAACAAGAGCAGGGAUACUAUGUGGAAACGGAUUGUUGGAAGCUGCUCUACUGUAUGGAUUGUGACAGAAGUCAACCGAGCAGCAGCAGAUAAAGAAUCCUGGGAUAUCCUGAACAGUGUCAGUAGUCUCAUUGGAAAUGGUGGGGAGUGCAGAAAAAUUCACAUUAUUUGCACAAAGUCUGACAUUAUUCAAAAGUCAACUAAUCACUCAGGUGAUGUUCAAGACUCAAUCCUCAAAAGAAACAUGGAAACGAAAGAAGCAGUGAGAAAAGAAUUCAACAAGCUAAACAAGAUUAAGAAACACUUCACUGAUGGGUCUUUCCAAGUGUUCACAGUGAGCUCCGAGGAGUUUCUGAGACAGAGUGUUCUAAGUCAAGAAAAUACUGAAAUCCCCAAACUUCAGGAUUUUUUGCAGGAACUCAAUGAUGAUCACUCAGAGACAUUGAGUUAUAUAUCUAGAGCUCAAGGGAUUCUCUCUUUGAUUCAAGGAGCCAGCUUGAAAAAACAGCCUGGACAAAACAUGGAUGUAUGUGAAGAGCUUAAGAGAAAAUUAGUCCUUCAUCGUUCUUUAGUACAAAAGGAGAUGGAAAAAGCUUCCUGUGUUUUUGAAAAACACCUCCAAAAAGGGGUUGAAAACUCCAAAAGGUCAUGUGAAAAAAAGCUGAAUCAGAUUUUAUUCCCUCGGGGAAGGAGUGGUGGUACUUAUCACAGAACAUUAAAAAGUGUUGUCAAAAAAGGUGGAAUCCACAAACCAAAAACUGGAAGAGAAAUAAACCUCAACAUGAUACUUUCAUCAUUCCUGACUGACAGCAUUGAUGAGGAAUUCAGGAAGACAUUCCCAAAGGAGCAAGAAAUUGGUCCAUUUAAUGGUGUUAUUAACAAAUUUUCACUUGACACUGAAAAGCUGAAGCUGAAGUACAAAGAUGUACAAUUGCAGCUGAAAUUUCUUGGGACAGAGGAAGAGAAAGUUAAGACAACACUGAGCAGAAUGAUUCAAGACCAGAAGAAAAUAAUCUACCUCAGCCUGACACAGACAAUUGAGCAAAAGAUGCAAGAGUGCUACAAGACUGCAGCAGGAUACUCGGGUACCGGUAUGCUGGAGAAGAUGAGAGAAACCCUAAAGAAGCGUGUUCAUGGGUUUAAAGACACAAUGUUUGAGGAUGCUAAAACUGCCAUGUUGGAUCAUCUCCUGAGCUUAAGGAAGGAAAUCCUGGAAACAAUGGAUACUUUGGAAGGAACCAUUGAACUCUCACUCAAGGCUGAUGACCAAUCAGUUCCAGAUGUUUCAAAAGAACUUGAAAGGGUAAUGAAAUCAUACAAGGAGGUGAACAAGAGCUUAAAUUAGCCAACAUCAUGAAAAGGAUCACAAACCCAAUGAAGCAAUGAUACUGGUCAUCAUGACAAAUGUGGAAACAUAAUUUCUUUAACAAUAUUAUUGCUUUUAAACUGACUGACUGUUGUUAUAUUGUUCUGGUGUUCCUUCCUUCCUUCCUUCCUUCCUUCCUUCCUUCCUUCCUUCCUUCCUUCCUUCCUUCCUUCCUUCCUUCCUUCCUUCCUUCCUUCCUUCCUUCCUUCCUUCCUUCCUUCCUUCCUUCCUUCCUUCCUUCACAACCAUGGUUUGUUAACAUAACUGUGAAUAUGUUACUAUGAAUCCUUUUCAUGUGUCCACAAAACUCUAUCAAAAUUAAAUUUCUUUCUUAGAUGUGUCAACAGUGCUUUCAAUGGUAAAGCAGCACUGGGUUCAGCUGCGCAGCAUAGAUUCAUAAAUACCCUGAAACAAACAACACUUUUUAAUUAAAAGUACAUGUUCAAUGCUUAUGUUAAC